Erythranthe guttata (spotted monkey flower) is the source of this 1329-nucleotide messenger RNA. RefSeq lists its product as hypothetical. The record is from RefSeq and is a predicted model, not a curated record. Lineage: Eukaryota; Viridiplantae; Streptophyta; Magnoliopsida; Lamiales; Phrymaceae.
UGUACUUAGAUUAUAAACCAGCUCUAAUUAUAACUCCAUUAAUUUGUAUUUAUUGCAUCACCCUUAUGUAACUAUGUUUAAUUUUAGAAAAAAAAUAAAAGAAAAAAUAUAAAGUCGAUCUGGAUUAUAGUCGAUCCCUGCCCAGAAUACCAUUUACCAAAUCCCUACAAAGUAUUAAUUCCCGCUUUCAGAGAAAUAUCAUUUCCGCCUUUGUUCUUCGAUUCUCCGAUCUGAUUUCUCCAAAGGUUAUAAUGGGCGACGUACAAACUACCACAUCGAGCACCGAUAAUUCGAGCGAAAAAGUGAACACACGUCCUAGUUUUGUCUCGUUCUUUCAGAAGAAAGUGCUUGAGUCUCUCGAGUAUCUUUAUAAACAAUCGAUGACCGAAGACCGUGUGGCAGCGUUGGAGUCGGAUCUCCUUACCGUGAGCCGCGACAAAGAAAAUUCAUUCUUGAGUUUAGAGAGUCAAUUAUGUGCCUGGAAAGACAAUCCAGCGUGGGUGGAUCGACCUGCAGAUAUAAAGGUGACCAUACCUAAAGGUACUCUUUCCAAACUAAGUUUGAGUGUUGAUGUUGGUUUGCCGCCAGAUGCAGUGUACAACAUCGUGACGGACCCUGAUAAUAAGAGAGUUUUCAAAAACAUUAAGGAAGUAAUAUCAAGAAAGGUAAUAGUCGACGAAGGAUCAAGGCAGGUAGUAGAACUGGAGCAAGCUGCAAUGUGGAGAUUCCUUUUGUGGUCCGGAACAAUCUCGGUCAACGUUUUAGUUGACCAGAACAGAGAUGAUUAUACAAUGAAGUUCAAGCAAAUAAAGUCGGGGUUCAUGGAAAAAUUCGAAGGAAGCUGGAAAAUGGAGCCGUUAUUUGUAGAUGAAGAGAUGUGCGGUGCAAUAAAACCAAAGUCGCUAAAGGAGUACGUUUCUUGCACUAACGGUAAGGGAAGAAUUGGUUCGAAGUUGAGGUUAGAGCAACUGAUACAACCAGCCAUUGUUGUACCUCCCCCGAUUUCAUGGUACCUCAGAGGAAUUACUACAAAGACCACUGAGAUGUUGAUUAAUGACUUGCUCGCUGAAACUGCCAGAAUCAGGAAAUAUUCCGGCGGUGGAGGAAGGACUGAUGUUAUCUCCGGCGAAGAAGAAGAAGAAGGUGAUGCAUAUAAUAUUAAAGAGAGAUGGGCUGUUAGAAGGAGAAAUAAUCCGAGGCAUUCUCAUAAAAGGUUGGCAUAUGUGUAAGUAUUUUGCGCUUUUUUUUAAUCCAUCAAAUAUUUAUUGAUGGUGAAUUCAAAUGCUGCUGUAAUAAUUUUAUUUUAUUUAAUAAAAUAAUAUUUUUAAA